GCAUUUUACAAAAAAAUCCCAAAUUCAUAAUCAUAGAACUUUCCUUAAUCUUCUGGAGCUCAUGGCAAUGUACAAGCCCCUGCUCUCCCUUGUGCUCUUAGCUAUCACAAUCUCCUUUGCAGCUGCAGCUCCAGCCCUUGAUGAGGAAGAACCACCAAUCCCCACCACCGCACCAGAGAAGCCUGACUCAGUUGCAUCUCCUGUCGCCGGUGCCAUCCCGGCAGCUGGCGCAGCCGCUAGUGGAGGGAUUCGCACAGGGGACCUCCACCAUCCCCUGAUUUUCUACAUGCAUGACAUCCUCGGUGGAUCAAACCCCACAGCCAAAGCCGUUACCGGGAUCGUCACGAAUCCUGCAACCAAUGGUCAGGUUCCUUUCGCCAAGCCUAACGGCGCAAACCUCCCUGUCAAUAAUGGCAUCUCCAUUAACAGCAACAACAACGGCGUCAUCAACAACAACAAUGUUCCUUUCCUCACCGGUCUCGGUGGAAAUUCAGCCAAUGUGAUCCAGAACAACGGAAACAACCCCAACAACGGUGCGUUGGGUGUUCCAGUCCUGAGCGGUGGCCAGCUCCCUACCGGAAGCACCAUCGAGCAAUUCAUGUUCGGGACAUUGACAGUCAUUGACGACGAGCUAACCGAAGGUCAGGAACUUGGGUCCGGUUUGGUGGGAAAGGCUCAGGGUUUCUAUGUGGUCAGCUCUGUAGACGGCACCAGCCAGACCAUGGCAUUCACGACGAUGUUUGAGAGCGGCGGCUAUGUGGAUAGCCUGAGCUUCUUUGGGGUGCACCGGACGGCAGUGUCAGAGUCCCAAUUGGCAAUCAUGGGCGGUACUGGAAAGUAUGUGAAUGCUAAGGGGUAUGCGACGAUCAAGACUUUUCCGGGGAUCAACCAACAUGAAACUGAUGGAGUUGAGACUCUGCUUCAGUUUACUGUGUAUUUAGCUUACUGAUUUGCUGUCUUUAAUUUCCAUUCUCCAUUGUUGCUCUGUUCUGUUUCAUGAAUGCUGAAAAAUAUGUUUAAUGUAUUGGGAUUGGCUGUUUAAUGAAUGAUAAACCAAAAA
Molecule: messenger RNA, 1060 nt
Organism: Rubroshorea leprosula
Lineage: Eukaryota; Viridiplantae; Streptophyta; Magnoliopsida; Malvales; Dipterocarpaceae
Source: the annotation of a GenBank genome assembly